Messenger RNA from Eriocheir sinensis (Chinese mitten crab), 902 nucleotides. Its product is annotated as actin-binding Rho-activating protein-like. The transcript has 5 exons. Lineage: Eukaryota; Metazoa; Arthropoda; Malacostraca; Decapoda; Varunidae. The record is from RefSeq and is a predicted model, not a curated record. The coding region runs from base 25 to 600 and encodes 191 amino acids. Gene Ontology annotation, molecular function: actin binding. Gene Ontology annotation, biological process: positive regulation of Rho protein signal transduction.
CGUGGUGGCAACUUGAAAGAGCGGAUGGCGAAAUUGGACGAAAAAGCGACCGCUGGCAACUCAACCCCGGAGGAAACUACACAGCCCUUCGCCCACCCUCACAGCAGCCUCGCGGAGAAGAAAAAGCAGUUUGCCGAGAGCGCCGCGAAACACCAAAACAAGAUGUCUCAGAACCCCUUCAGCGGCCAGUUCCGUGCGGGGGAGCGGCCGAAGCUGUCCAAGGAUGACCCCAACUACGGCCGCCCCGUCGCCGGCAGUAAGAGUGAGAGGCGAGGUCGCGGGGCCGCCAGACAUGUGAACGCUGAGGUUGUGUUUCUGUGCGACAUGAUUCACCAAGAAGGUUACCAGCUGCCGGAUGGUACAGCGGCCAUUACCUUUGGAGAGCUGUUUCAGCUCUACACCCGGAUCUCCAAUAAGGUCGUGGGCAUGCUUCUAAGGGCACGGAAGUAUGACCUUUUGACCUUCGAGGGGGAGACUUUGUUCCAGGGGAGGAAUAAUGACACUGUGAUCAAGUUGCUUAAGCCGAUCGCUGAGAUUCGCGCCGAACUGAAUGAGGAUAAGGAGUUUGAUGUCGGGGUGUGUCACAAGGCUAAGAAAUGAUCUCACACACACACACACACACACACACACAUAAACAUACAUAUACACAUAACUCAUUCAUAUAGAUACAUACACACAUAAGGAGUUUGGGAUUGGGGUGUGUCACAAGGCUAAGAAAAGAGAACACACACACAGCUAUAUAUUCCUACGCUUAUUAAUCACUAUGCAAUUGAAAUAUAUAUGUAAAACUAUAUGUACCAGAACCUUACUGGCUUUCAUGUAUACAGUCAAAUAUAUGCAUCCAUGUAUUUAUAAAAAGACUGUAUGGGUUUUGUAUUAACGAAUAAACUGUUGUUUCCUUA